Molecule: messenger RNA, 2229 nt
Organism: Limulus polyphemus (Atlantic horseshoe crab)
Lineage: Eukaryota; Metazoa; Arthropoda; Merostomata; Xiphosura; Limulidae
Product: otopetrin-1-like
Exons: 6
Coding region: 411-1799 (462 amino acids)
Biological process (GO): proton transmembrane transport
Cellular component (GO): membrane
Molecular function (GO): proton channel activity
Source: RefSeq, a predicted model, not a curated record
UUGAGCCAUUUGUCUGAGAAGAAAGAGACUGUGGAAGUGAGGUAAUAACAAACAAUUAAUACAUAUUGACACUUUGAGCCAUUUGUCUGAGAAGAAAGAGGCUGUGGAAGUGAGGUAAGAACAAAAAAUUAAUACAUAUUGACACUUUGAGCCGUUUGUCUGAGAAGAAAGAGACUGUGGAAGUGAGGCAAAAUCUCUCUAGCCUUUUAAGCAUCAUCUAUGCUGUGUUUCUUUUGACGCUUGGCGGAGUAAUCACAGUAGCUGACCAAAAUGACGUGAGAAGGUAUAUAGCUGAGAUCUUCAGCAUUAUUGUGGCUACAGUGGGAAUCCUUUGGCUUCUUAUCGUUCAUAUAGACCUUAAAAAUUACAAGAAAAAUAUCGUUCGUAGUUUAUACAGAAGAAAGGAAAGCAUGCAAGACGAGAUGGACCGCAGAAGUCAAACGACAGUGACCCUUUGUAACAGUGCAACAGUCCUGAAAAACAGUUUGGAGAAACCUUCGUAUAUGUUUCUUAGAGGGCGCCACAGUGGCAGUUUUUAUCUCAAAAUAGGAAUGGCAGCCUUUUGUUUCGGUCACUUGAUCUACGAAGGAUUACAAUUAGGUCAACAAGUAAUAUAUCUUACACAACAGGGAACCGAUUGUGUAGAUGUCGCUGCCAUCGUUCUUCAUAUAAUCACCCCUAUCUACUCUUUCUAUCAACUGUUCUUCUGCUUUAAGUAUGCUAAUGUAAUAAUUAACAGAAUGAAAGUGUUAUCAAGGUUUGGAGUGAUGCACCUACUGGGAACAUCGCUGUACUUCUGGUUAAGCACCAUAUUCGAAGAUGUCAUACAGAACUAUUUACUGAUAGUCAGCGACGAGACUGUAACCACCAAUAACACAACAGACCUUAAACCUUUUAUAAGUUCGAACACAGAAUGUUUAAAGACGUAUUUCGUCUUAUCACCGUACUCACUCCAAGCAGUCCCGUAUCUGUACCCCUUCACCAUUGAAUACAACCUGCUUCUAGCAGGGGUCUGGUUCAUCGCAUGGCAGAACAUUGGCAAAGAUCACAGACACGCUGAAGCUUGGCAUCUCACACAGAAAGUCAAUAUGGAAGAAGAAGACGAUAUAAAAUUUGAAAGUAAUCUCGUUCUCAGUGUAGAUUGUCACUCGGCAAAUAGAGGACUUUUUGCUGGGUUAUUUUUGUUGUUUGUUACCACAGUAACGGUAAUCGUCUUCUUUGUAUCAAUUAACAACGAUGAGUAUAUUCAAACUGGAGUGGACCUAUACGUAGCUCAAGAAAUCUGUUUAGUUAUUUUGGGUCUCAUUUCUUUGUCACUUGCCUACCCUUUGGUUGCCAAGUUAGACAUUAAUUUACAUCCAAUCACUUUUCUAGAUGACCUUCUAAUGUUUCUACCUCUACCAUUUUUCUUUAUCAAUGGAAUUUUGACGGUGUGGGCGGAGUUACAAGACAGUAACUACGUCAGGGUGGUUCUGAGCAUAUUGUUAAAUAUCCAGGUUAUCUUUCAGACUGUGUUCGUCAGUAACGGCCUACGUCGCUGCAGUAACAGCUACGAUCUUCGAUACCAGAAACCCGGGAGGGAGCUGAUAACGUUUCUGAUAAUCUUGAACCUUGCCAUGUGGAUCGUCAAUACCUUCCAGCACAAAAAUGCCGAACCGUAUCAAGCACCAGAACAUCACUACGGAACUCAGUGGAUGUUUGUAGCACAUGCUACCCUCCCCCUCAUGUUGUUUUACCGGUUCCAUUCCUCUGUGUGUCUCGCUGACGUCUGGCAAUCAGCUUACAAGAAAGGAGAGUGAGUGAUGGGAGUUGGAAAAAACUGUAGACAUAAACUACGUUUUAAGAGCUUGUGGUCUACAGGCGAGUUUUAUUCAUUGUCAUUUCUACUUUUUCAAUCAAACCACAUACCAAGUAUGAUGCCAGGACAAUCAUCACUAAAAGAUGGAAAAUGUACAGUUUUCCCUGUUAUUUCAAACAUUCAAUAUGGUUAUCUGUUAAACGUAUUUUUUUUUAAUUCGUCUAAUUAUAUAUAUGUAUUAUACAAUAACUUUGAAAUGUUAUGUACCCAGAUCAUAUUUCUAAUAGAUAUGUGUUCUAGAACAUCAAUGAAUGAUAUUAGAUCUAUUACCGCCUCAAGUUUGAAGAGAGUCGGUCUCGGUGCUCACAUGUUCAAAAUAGUUAUCACUUGUAUGUUGAUACAUGUUGAACAAAUAAACAAGUGCAAAUUGA